AGGAAUACGAAAAAUGUUAUCAACGUUGCGAAAAAUAUUUUUGAACAAUAUAUCAACGAAAUGCUUCAACGGAAUUAUGAUGAUAUACAAGAUAUACCUGCCGAAGAAUUGGCUCUUGUUCUGAAGAAAUUUUAUUGUAACGUCAGAAAUCGCAAUGGAGAGCCUUAUGCUAAGAAAACAAUGAUUUCUCUCAGGUACGGUUUACAGAAAACAUUUGAAAAAACGCACAAAUUUGACAUUGUAAAUGACGACAGAUUCAAGGAGGCCAACAAAAUUUUUCAUGCUUGUUUGAAAAAGCUGAAAAUGGAAGGGGGUGGUGAAAGCAAACAUAAGGAAAUUAUUUCCGAGGAAGAUAUAAGAAAAUUGUAUUCCACCGAUACUUUAUCGACUAAAGACCCUAAAUCUCUGCAAUUUAAGGUGUUUUUUGAACUGAUGAUGUUUUUGUGUAACCGCGGAAGGGAAAACCUUCGCAAUAUGACCAAAGAAGAUUUUGUAGUAAACACUGGUGCUAGUGGGAGGAGAUAUGUUGUAAACGUGAAACCAAGGCUCACUAAAAAUCACCAGGGUGGAACAGAUGAUGUGGAUGAUGGUGGCGGUAGGAUGUACGAAAAACCAGGAACCCCACACUGCCCUGUUCUAAGCUUCGAGAAAUACCUGACGAAAUUAAAUCCAGGUUGUCAUUUCUUAUGGCAACGGCCCAAGAGUUUUCAAGCUGAAAGUGAGGAUCCAUCGAUUUGGUAUGACAACAUGGUUCUGGGCAAGAACUCCCUCGGCCAAAUGAUGCAGAAUAUAAGUAAACAAGCAGAUCUUUCUAAAGUGUACAGUAAUCACUGCAUUAGGGCUACCUGCAUAACUCUUCUGGAUGAAAGUGGGUAUGAAGGGAGGCAUAUUAUGACUGUCUCAAAACAUAAAUCGGAAACAAGUUUAAAACAUUACGUCUCAAAAGCACGGGAGAAAAAGAAACGCGAAAUGUCUAACGCAUUGGCAGAACAAGUAAUCCCACAGACAGCACCAGCUCCAGAAGUGAUCACUGCUACAAGCUCUGAUAAUGCGAAUUUAGAAAAUGUUGACUUUCUAGAAAUAGAUAGUCAGGAAUUAAACAAUAUGAUGGUUUCUGUGCUUGAACAGAAUUCAACCGUUGCACAGUCUAACAUUCCUGAGCCUAGCACCGUCAAUAACCAAAUCACGUGCGUUUCGAAAGAAAAUGUUUGUCCAAAAUACAGUUUUAAUAACUGUUCAGUCGUUAUUAAUGACUAUGGUGGAAAAAACUAAAAGUUAAAAAGCUAAUGAUUACAAACACACCCUGAAAUUUCAACCCCAGAAUAGAAUGAGCUUCUGUAGUUUCUGUUCACGUGGACCUUGUUGUUAUAUUUACAUAUGUAUUGUGAAAAUUCAUGAAUAAUAAACGUUAAUUGAUUUA
Molecule: messenger RNA, 1420 nt
Organism: Ostrea edulis (European flat oyster)
Lineage: Eukaryota; Metazoa; Mollusca; Bivalvia; Ostreida; Ostreidae
Exons: 2
Coding region: 61-1272 (403 amino acids)
Biological process (GO): DNA recombination; DNA integration
Molecular function (GO): DNA binding
Source: RefSeq, a predicted model, not a curated record